Molecule: messenger RNA, 1771 nt
Organism: Cercospora beticola
Lineage: Eukaryota; Fungi; Ascomycota; Dothideomycetes; Mycosphaerellales; Mycosphaerellaceae
Gene: ERG1
Product: Squalene epoxidase
Biological process (GO): ergosterol biosynthetic process
Cellular component (GO): membrane; endoplasmic reticulum
Molecular function (GO): squalene monooxygenase activity; flavin adenine dinucleotide binding
Source: RefSeq, a predicted model, not a curated record
AUUUCUCUUCUAAAUCGCCCACCACAACCCAAACACACGUUCACUAUUGGUUGCGACUCAGGCGCAUAGACAUAUACAAGAGUCGCCCAACAUGAAUCUACCCUCCUCCCUCAUACCAGCACGACCUGCUCUCGCACACAGAGCCGAGGAAAACAGAACGAUGCACCACGAAGCCGACGUGGUAAUUGUGGGCGCUGGCAUUUUUGGAUGCGCAGUCGCAUGGGCGCUUGGGAACCAGGGAAGAAGUGUCAUACUGCUGGAAAGAUCGCUGAAGGAGCCCGAUCGCAUUGUGGGAGAAUUGCUGCAGCCAGGGGGCGUGCAGGCUUUACAGACGUUGGGACUGAGAGACUGUCUUGAAGGCAUUGAUGCGAUCAAGGUGUUCGGCUACGAUGUGAUAUACUAUGGCGACGAAGUGCGGAUAUCGUAUCCUAUGAACGCGAGCGACACACCGGAAGUGGACGAGAAGACGAGCCUCACAGACGAAUACCGAGGGACGAAGAGGAAGCGACCAGAAGGACGAUCCUUUCACCACGGACGCUUCAUCCAAAACCUGCGAGCGAAAGCGAAGUCGAACCCCAACGUGACCGUCGUCGAAGCAACGGCUACAGACCUUAUUCGAGGCGAAUACACGGGGGACAUCCUGGGAGUGCAGGCCACGCGAAACGGCGAAGCAGAUUCAUACUUUGGAAGUCUGACCAUCGUUGCUGAUGGGUAUGCGAGCAAAUUCAGGAAAGAGUUCAGAUCCGAUGCGCCCGUGGCCAAAUCAAAAUUCUGGGCUCUCGAGCUCAUCGAUGCGGAUUUGCCCAUGCCGAAUCACGGGCAUGUUCUUCUGGGAGAUGGCAAACCAGUUCUAUUGUACCAGAUCGGCACACAUGAAACACGAGCUUUGAUUGAUAUCCCGAACGACUUGCCCUCGGCAAGCGUCCAGAACGGCGGGGUCAAAGGGCAUCUGAAGAAUGUUGUGCUCCCGUCAUUGCCCAAGCGGGUGCAGCCUUCAUUCGCAGCAGCAAUUGAGAAGGACAGGUUACGAUCAAUGCCAAACUCAUGGCUACCGCCAACAACAAACAAGACUCCAGGCCUUCUCAUUCUCGGCGAUGCAAUGAAUAUGCGACAUCCCCUCACCGGUGGUGGCAUGACGGUCGCCUUCAACGACGCCGUACUUCUCUCGGAACUGCUUGCACCGGAAGUCGUCCCAGAUCUGAGUGACAGCAAACUCAUCCUCCAACAGAUGCGAACCUUCCACUGGAGACGAAAGAGCUUGACAAGCGUGAUUAACAUCCUCGCGCAAGCACUUUACGCUCUUUUCGGCGCAGAUGAUGCACAACUCAAGGCCCUCCAGAUGGGUUGCUUCCACUACUUCAAGCUCGGAGGAAAUUGCAUUGAUGGACCUGUGGGACUUCUGGCUGGCAUCAUCCGACAGCCCUUCGUCCUGUUCUACCACUUUUUCGCCGUGGCAUUAUACGCCAUCUGGAUCUACAUCACGAGCGGCAAUCCUCUGCUUAUUCCGCUUCGAGCUGUUGCGAGCAUUGGCGUGUUCUGGAAAGCUUGUGUUGUCAUCUUCCCAUAUAUUUUCAGCGAAUUGAGGCCAUGAGGAACCAGACAUGUGGGCCAUCCAGAUCAGAUUAGCGCAUCGCGAGCAGCAUUAAAGAGAUGUAAUAUUACGAUAGAAGGACUUUUCAGGUGUACAGAUUGUGUAAAUAGUCAUAAUUCGAGAUACCCUUUUCAUGAGAAUCAUAGCGUCGUGCCAUCUUCAGUGGUGCUUGAACCAUGU